Messenger RNA from Drosophila obscura, 871 nucleotides. RefSeq lists its product as uncharacterized. Lineage: Eukaryota; Metazoa; Arthropoda; Insecta; Diptera; Drosophilidae. The record is from RefSeq and is a predicted model, not a curated record.
UCAAUUCGGUGCUGGCCGCCAACCGUUCGGGCCAGUCUAGCUAGUCAGUUCGAUCGAGCUUCGCCGCGUCGCCUGCGAAGGAAUUGAUACACUUCGAUUCGUGUUACGCAAAAUACAAAUUAGAUAGGCAAGAAAAUAUUAUAUCGAGUGUAAUAUGGCGCCCGCUAUUAAUAGUACGGUUAGCACCUUUACGACCACAAUUGCAAAUUUGACAAGCACUACUGCGUCGAUUAGUAAUGUCACAGUGGACCCAACUCCCGCUGGGUGGGCCAGCAAUGGUGGCGGAUAUACCACGACGUGGGAAGGUCCCUAUGUGUACUACUAUUCCAACUAUGUGAUGUAUAUCACCCUGGUGUUUCUGUUCAUCUUCCUCCUACCGCUGGUUGUGAUUAUGAGUGCCAUGAAACGCAAGCGGCAGGCGCAAGUCCGGGCCCUGGCUCUGCAGCGACAGCGAGCCCGUCGUGAGAUGGAAAUCAGCGUGAUGAAUAACAACUGCAAUGGCGGUGCCAGCAGUGCCGCCGGCAUCAGCAGCGUCAGUGUAAGUGACCAGAACGACCAGAUAACUGUGCUGCCGAAGACCUUGGAUCUGCCGCCCAGCUACGAUGAGGCAGCAUACUACGAACAUAAGCAAGGAGUCAGCAAUGCAGCCUCCACACUGACCAUUGCCACCAACCUGGAGGUGGGCAUCAAUGAGCCGCCGCCAGUUUACGAGCCGGGAACCGUGGCCACCACCACGACUACAACCACAACAACUUUCCUGGUCAACGGUCAGCCGCCUGUGAUGUAACCGAAACAUUCGACUCCGAAAUCAUACAUUUUAUUUCAUACUUAUACACGCUUAUGCUUAUCUAGACGAGAAAUUUGUACAGUA